UUCUGAAGGCAGAAAGAAGGAGAAGAAGAAGUAGUCAGGCAUGUGCAUAUAUCAAGCGCCCAAAGUUUAACAUGUAGACUUUCGGUCACAUGAUGCGCAAGCAGAAACCAGCUGCGAGGUGCCGCUGCCUCUUCCCAAGGAACCGAAACACGAACGAAGCAUUUUGUAAGCAGGGAGGUCUUUUUUGUUUGUGUUUGUUUUUGUAAGAGAAAGGAAAAAAAACUGAAAGCUAAAGUUUACACAUGCUGAAGUUAAAGCCAAAGUUUGACCUGCACAGAGAUGUGGUGUCCGAUGUCCUCAGGAAGGAGGCGUCCGUCUGCAGGGUGGAAGAAUACUCUGGAGCAGUCGACACUCGUAUCCUGAACAUUGAGAGAGAUGGGAGCAUCCUCUUCUGCUGGAAGGGUGCAACAGGGACCACAAGGAUUGGAAAAUAUGACCCCAACAAUAAACAGAAUAAGCUCCUGUACACGUUUGACAAGCAGGUGUGUGUCAGCAGCUGUUCCUUGAACAAGGAGGAGACACUGUUAGCUGUCAGCUUGGCACAAAACACCAGCGGAGAGGAGCGCCUCAAACCAAUAUCCAAGUGUCUAACUCUCCUGAUUGAGAUCCAACCCAUCAACAACACUAAAGUCCUCAAGGCGGUUGACUGCAGGGUCAAAGUGCAGUUCCUCCAGUCAGAAGCUGACAAGAGAUCAAUACUGGAGAGCCACCUGCUGCUGCUGACUGAGGACGGAUAUGUGGAUCUCUACCAUGUCCUGCUGACGAGACAGGAAGGUUACAGAGUGGUGAUGGCGCAUCCCGACCGAUUGUCCAAAACAGCUGAGAGAGUAGUGGAGGACUUCUGCUGGGUCCAGUGGGAUGGACGCACACAAAGACUUUACUAUCUCACUCACAGUGUGACACACACACAGGGCAAAUUGCUGUUCAGAUGUGUUCAGUUUUACAUCAACCAUAACUGCGAGACCGUGCUGGAACUCCCAUUAGAGUUGCCUGCUAAUCCUUUCCCCACUGUCAAGUUUGUAAAUCUGGGUUUUGACCAUUUUUGCAUGGAGAGACCAGAAAAGGAGCUUGUUAGGAUGGAAGUGCUCACAAACGGAAUAGGAAGCAUGUGUGUAUGCUACAGCCAACCCCUUAAAGACAGACUGGAACUGAUUUACACUCUGGUUUUAGUUCACAAAGACUGCAGCAAGACAUUCAGAGUAUCUCUGGGCAGCGACCAGCCGCCGCAGAAAGCCAGACAGCUUCAUCCGCUCUUCAUCCCCAUAGGUUACUACAUCCUGGUGUAUCUGCAGGAUUAUUUCCUCCAUUGUAUCAACACCAGGCAGCAGGAGAUGCUCUGUCACUCCCUCUAUCUCUCAGGCCCUGACAUGGACUUGGACCUGCAGUCAGCUAAUGUGACAGUGUUGCAUGCAGAGGAAGAGUCAAGCAGUAGUCUGUUGGACCUGACCACUGGGAGAAUCCACACUGCUGAACUUAGCCCUGCUUACCUGCUGCAGCUGCUGCGAUCAGACACUCCCUCUAGGUGUCCCAGCAGCAAGACUGACCCUCAGCGCCUGGCCGCCCUCCACUGCCUGCUGGUUUACAUGGGAAAUGACCCAAAUCUGGAGCUGAAGAUUAUUGAAUGGCUGUGUGACAACGUGAACGCCUUUGAAUCCUUUGAUCAGUUCCAGGAGUUUAUUCUAGCCUCUUUGUACAGAAUAAGCUAUGAGAAGUCUCUCAGCCUGGAUAAAGUCCUGCCUUACUCCUCUGUAUUCGACAAGAAGGAGAUACCAGUGUGUCUGUUGGAGAUCCCUGGUGUGUUUUGCACCACUGAGCUGCAUAUUGAAGCUGUGUUUAAGGGAAAGGCUAGAGGUCUCCAGGGUUUCUGGUCGGAGCUGCAGUGGAACACAGAGAGGACAAAAUAUCUGGAUGCUGUUCCCAACCCAAGAUACAGGACCUCACACAUACAAGCUGACUGGGAUAAACUGAGGUCCGAGAGGAGACCAUCCAGCCACAUGAAUCACAUGGAGGAUAACACAAAGAAAGUUCUAUCAAUGGUGGACACCUGGUGUCUUGAUAAGAAGCUGGUGCCACUUUUCCAGGAGGACGACCAUCAACAGAGGGCGCUCAUAGGCCUGACAGUUGACAAGCUGCGAGAGCAUCUCAACAGACACCUGCCUCGACUGGGGAAGAAGAAGAUAGACUCACUGGUUGUCAACUAUGUGGCCAAACUGCUGGAGCUCAUCAGACACAUGCUGGAGUCAGUCUGGCUGAAGUAUAAACUCGGCCCGUGUGUUUUGUGCUUUUCCAGCACACAGCGGGGCAGUCCAGGCGAGUGGUCCGUGUUUCACUUCAUGUUUCGCAUCCUGGAAGCCAUGAGGGGUCUCUGCCUGCCCCUCCCACCUGGCUAUCACACACUGUUGGCAUUGCUUGCCGUUCGUUGCCUCCCUCAUCACACCUUCCUACAGUACAUUGACCACGGUGUCCUGCAGCUCACUGAAACCUUUGUGUCUCGGCUCAUGACAGACCUGGACAACAGUGAUGCCAACGAGAGACUGAAGUUCAGCAUACUUAAGAGACUCCCGGAGCCUAUGGAGCAGAGGAUCUACCAUAUGUGGGACCAUCCUGUCAGCUCAGCCUCAAUCUCCAGAGAUUAUGUCAGGACUCUGCUGGAGAAACAGAACAAAAACAAGGGAUUUGCAUUCACCGGCAGAGACAAGCCAGGCUUCAGACCCGAGUUUCUGCCUCUUACCUACCUGGCAAAAAUACUCUCUGAUAUAGAGGAACAAGCUCUGAACCCUUUCGAGGAGCAGGAGAACGUGGACGCCAGGUUCGUGGAGGAGACGGCUCUGAAACAGACACUAAUACUGCUGGGCUUUGAGGAGAAAUGAAGGAUGGGGAUGGGGGGAGGAAGGAGCUGGAGAGGGACAGGGGGACGGAUGGAUGGGGGGGUGAGAUGAGGGGGAAAAUGUGUUUGAGAGAAGAGCCAUCAUUGACUGGGCCUUGAGGACAAGUAACGGCUGGGUGGGUGAUGGAGGGUGAGACGUGAAAGAUGAAUGAAGAGAUUGAAAGGCAGAGCUCUCAUAAACAACAAUUUCAUGACAAAUUAGGGUGGGGACGGAGGGAUAGAUGGGUGGAGACGCCCAGGAAGGGAAAGAUGAAGUAGGAGGCUGGCUGGAUGGAAAAAGAGAGAUGCGGUGCAAGAAAGAGAGAGAAAAAUGUAAUGUAGCACCGUUUUUUUUAACACAGUUCAGCGACGGACGAACAGAAUAAAAAAAUCAAACACAAUAUGGAACGCGGUUAGAUUCUUUAAUUCAAUUUGGAGGAACAUACUUUUCGGAUUUUGAGUGAAAAUCAAUAACGGCGGGCAGCUAUUUAUACCAACUCGUAUUUCUUUGACAAUUCUCUCCACAACAUCUCCACUUUCUCCCAAACAAUUUAUGAACGGCGAUGUCAAAUAUGCCGAACGGUAUUUAUAAAUCAAACGCGCUUGUUUAUCCUCCUGUGCUUCCUGUAACGCCCACCGCACCCCAUCAACGUGAUUACAUGCUGACAAAAAGCUCCGACGGACGGAGCCGCUCGGUGCUGCCGGUCAGCGGCUGCUCUGCAUUAAAUCUGAUUUUAACAAUGACUUAUACGGAAUCUAUGCAGCUGGUUGGCUCAGCGAGACUGAGUGGCACUUACAAAGACCGGGUAUUAAGACGCUGUAAACUGAAUGGACAAAUGAUCUCUUACCUCUUCAUAGGAAGUACACUAAUUACAUAUUAAGUUCUCAAAGAAAAGAAGAGGGGCUAAGAGGAUAAUCGAUUUGAGACAGCAGAGAUGCGGAUUCAUUAGCCAGAUUGUCUCCAACCUGAUAUCAGGUUUGUUGCUUGAACCUUGUUUUAUUUUCAGAAAGGGCUGGCUUUCAUUUCAGAUGCUUUGACUCUAGCUCUUUUCAAAUCAAGCCAACUUGAAUAGUCUUUAACAAGCUAAAUUUCGAUUGAAGGCAACUUUUUCUUGAUAAGAAACGAGGAACUCCCAUUCUAUAAAAGAAGACAUUUCUUCUUACAGUAUGAUAUCUUGUGUUUAGAAAAAUAAAUACACAUUCCUGCAAAUUUCACAGCUGAAGUUCUGAAAUGAUGAGCAGUUGUCUAUAGAUGAGCGAUCAUUCAAGAACUUUGGCUAACAAAUACUCCAAAACUGGCUUAAUUUUUGGGGGAGGGACUACUUAACUUUUAAAAAGAAGAAACAUAUUCGUUGGUCAGAGUGAUACCAUGUGUCCAACAAAUGUACCUGCCAAGUCUUUAAAUGAUUGGAUCCAUUUAACCUUUGCCAAAUAAUAUAGUCUGAAAGUAGCCAAAUCUUGAUUCAGAGUGAGUGAGUGAAACUUGAGAUACUAAACUACUAACGGCUAAUGUUAGCUACUGGUAGCAAACGUGUUACUGUCGUCUGUAAGAGCAGAUAAAGUUACACUGUCUCACUCUAAACCAGAAAGAUCAGAGAAUCGGGGAACAGGAAUAUAAAUUUGACAAGAUAUUGCUACAUUUGGUUCUAAGAAAGUAUUGAUACCCGGCCUUACACAUGAGGGAAGAUGGUAUUUACAUGGCUAUAAAAUCCAAUGAGACAGCAGAGAAGUAAUGAGGACAACACUUAGAUGUGACUCAGUCUUCCUACACACGGACACACACCUAGCAUCUGGUUCGAAUAUAUCCUCCUCGUGUGCCGUCAAUCUUGAGCGAGCUCUUACUGUAAGCAGAGAAAUUCUUUGGUAGCGGAGGUGUGUGGGAGUGUGGCAUGUGUUCACCAUCCAAGUGUAUAAAUGUUGGCGCCCUCUGAGACUUAAUAGGGGAAAUUAUUUACAUAUCAUGUCACGCCACAAUUUGAGAUAUUACAAAACAUUCCUCGGAACAAAAAGGGAUUAUUUAACCACUCAUUACAAACGUUCUGUGUAAUAUAUUGUGAAUAAAUCCUUCUUGACUGUAUUCUUCUCCUUCACCGUCUCGUUUUUAAGAGCGUGGCGUACAGAGAAAGCUGUGUGGCAACCUGGCACACGCCGUUUCCGAUGACUUUCCUUUGAACCCUGAACAAUCGCGAGCCAGUUGCGCCGUGGAUGCCCUCGGGGUAAUUUGGGAAAUGAUCUCACUCGCAGUCCAAUAGCAAUAGAAAGGAAGCGGGCGCUCAGAUUUUCUUGACAAUGACUGAGUGUUUUGGACAGACUCAGUGAGGGUUCCACGGAAAUAAACCCGGGGUCAGUCAUCGUACUUCGCUGAGUCACGUUCACCAAGAACAUCAUGCUUUUUAUGCGAGUUUGCCAAAUUGCGCAAUUUCCUUUUAACCAUGUGCUGUAACACCUUGGUACGGCCGUCUUGAUUUAUUCCUCUUCUGGGUAAAUGUCUCCAUAAAAAUGUAAAUAAAUGGCUCGCCCCCUCCA
Acanthopagrus latus (yellowfin seabream) is the source of this 5392-nucleotide messenger RNA. RefSeq names its product gamma-secretase activating protein. Gene Ontology annotation, biological process: positive regulation of amyloid-beta formation. The transcript has 32 exons. Gene Ontology annotation, cellular component: trans-Golgi network. The record is from RefSeq and is a predicted model, not a curated record. NCBI's taxonomy places the organism in Eukaryota, Metazoa, Chordata, Actinopteri, Spariformes, Sparidae. Bases 243 to 2870 code for a protein of 875 amino acids.